GUAAACUAGCGGACCAGACUGACACCGUAGGAGAGAGGAGAGUCAGGAGAACCGACUCUCCUCAGCAGAAGAUCAUCCAGAGUGAUUUUACUGAUCUAGGUGGUAAAGGUGGUGAUGGGGGCUCCGGCAGUCUGUGUGGUCUUUCUCAGUGGAGUGGUCGUCUCUGUUCUCGGAGAUCAACACUCUCUAUACUAUAUUUACACCGCGCUCUCCAAAGAUGUCCCUCUACCAGGGAUCUAUGAGUUCACAGCACUGGGUCUGCUCGAUGACCGGGAGAUCGACUACUACAACAGUAAGGACCAGGUUAAGGUUCCUAAGCAGGACUGGUUGAAGGAGAAGAUGCAGCCAGAUUACUGGGACAAAGGCACCCAGUCUCGCAAGAGCAAAGAGCAGUGGUUCAAGGUCAACGUGGACAUCCUGAUGCAGCGAAUGAGACACACAAAUAAUACUGUUCCAGACCUUCACGUUCUUCAGUGGAGACAUGGCUGUGAGAUCGAUGAAGCAGAGGGAAAUGUUAAAUUUCUGAAAGGCAUUGAUGAGUACAGCUACGAUGGAAAGGAGUUCCUCUCUUUUGAUGACGAGAACAUGCGGUGGAUCGCUCCAGUUCCAGAAGCUGAGCCAACCAAAAGGAAAUGGGAUGAGGUGUCCAUCCUGAACCAGUACACCAAGGGUUACCUGGAGAAAGAAUGUGUGGACUGGCUCACCAAAUUCAUGGAGUACGGAAAAGAAGCACUGAGAAAACACUCCAAACCAGAUGUUCAUGCAUUUGCAAAGAAAUCUACAACUAACUCAGGUGGACUGACCUUGACCUGGCUGGCCACGGGCUUCUACCCCAAAGACGUGAUACUGAAUGUGAGGAAGUCCAGAACUUCACUGCCUGAACAUCUACUAACAUCUUCAGGAGUCAGACCCAAUGGUGAUGGAACCUACCAGCUGAGGAAGAGUGUGGAGAUCCAGAAGGACGAUACAGCAGAAUAUGACUGUUAUGUGACUCACAGCUCCUUUGAAGAACUGAUAAUUAAACAAUGGGAGAGAAAGUGCAGUGACUGCGGGAGUUCAAGUUCAGGACUAGUUGGAGGAGCAGUUAGUGGAGUGGUGGUGAUGACUUUGCUGGGUGGGAUCAUCUUUGUCCUUAUAAAUACGUGGAUAACUGGUGCUGGAAAUGUUGAAACUGUGGUGUAUUAUGAGCAAGCCAGUCAAAAGGGAACUCCAGGAGGUGAAUUCCACUGGGACUGAACUCCAGAUUACCCAGGAUUAUAACCCUGACUUUUCACAGCACAGACUCUUUUCCAUUCAUUUAUGAAGUCAGUACUUUUACAUCACUGUUACGUUAAAGCUGCACUAUAUAAGAUUUGGGGAUGUGGAGACCUCUCUGGUGGAAAUGUGCAAUUGCACGCAACUUGUAACGUGGGUUGUGCAUCAGACCCCUUCCCCAGCUGGAUGAAUCUGAUGACUGAAAGAGAGUUUAAAGAGAACUCAGCCAAAACUUGGUGAAGGUCACAUCUUGUGAG
Messenger RNA from Colossoma macropomum (tambaqui), 1511 nucleotides. Its product is annotated as class I histocompatibility antigen, F10 alpha chain-like. The coding region runs from base 115 to 1236 and encodes 373 amino acids. The transcript has 7 exons. Gene Ontology annotation, cellular component: external side of plasma membrane. The record is from RefSeq and is a predicted model, not a curated record. NCBI's taxonomy places the organism in Eukaryota, Metazoa, Chordata, Actinopteri, Characiformes, Serrasalmidae. Gene Ontology annotation, biological process: immune response.